Molecule: messenger RNA, 831 nt
Organism: Fusarium vanettenii 77-13-4
Lineage: Eukaryota; Fungi; Ascomycota; Sordariomycetes; Hypocreales; Nectriaceae
Exons: 3
Coding region: 1-831 (276 amino acids)
Source: RefSeq, a predicted model, not a curated record
AUGAGUUCUAAAACUUGGGCUGAUGGCCCAUUCCCGCUCAUUAGCGCCUCAAUAUCUGGAGACAAUGUAGAAAAGCCAGUCCAGGGAGCAAGGAAGCUCGCGGCCGAAAUGACACUCGUCCACAACCUCAUCCUCCGAGGCAUCAACGCAAUCUACAACCAAGCCGCCAACGUCGGGGUCAGAGGGGCAGACAAGGACAAGCUCGACUUUUCCAACUUUGCGUACCAGUGGGGGGCCAUGCUGUCGGAGCACCACGACACUGAGGAGAAGAUGGUGUUUCCGGAGAUUGAAAAGAUAACAGAGGUGCCGGGCCUGAUGGGAGACAGCGUGGCAGAGCACCAUGCGUUUCAUGACGGACUGACGCAGUACAUGGAGUAUCUCGACAAAGUCCGGAACGGCAACGAUACUUAUGACGGAGAGAAGCUGAAGACCAUCAUCGACUCGUUUGUCCCGGUAAUGCAGGAGCAUCUAGUCCACGAGAUCGAAUCGCUCGUCAAGUUGACAGAUCAUGAAGAUAAAUGCGACUGGGCAGCCUGGUUCAAGAAGACGGUCGACGCCAUUGUGAGCAAGGACAUGAAGGACUCUGAGUUUCGGGCAAGUCUCCAACCCUCAAGACGCUGGACGAAUAAGCUGACAACUAACACGUUUCCUCUAAGCAUGAUCCUCCAUGACAAGACCUUUGAGGGCGGCGUCUGGAGCAGUUUCCCACCUGUUCCAUGGCUGGUCAUGUGGGUGAUGAAAUACCUGUUUAUGUAUACACGUAAAGAUUGGUGGAGGUUCGCGCCAUGCGACUACAACUCACAGCCCCAGGAGCUACCAUUUGCAUCAUGA